GGCGCGGGGCCGCCGCGGUCUGAGGCGACGCGGGGGAGCGGCGCCAUGGAGCGGUACGAGAAGCUGGGCAAGGUCGGGGAGGGCUCCUACGGCGUCGUCUUCAAGUGCCGCAACAAGGACACGGGCCAGAUCGUGGCCAUCAAGAAGUUCCUGGAGUCCGAGGAGGACCCGGUGAUCAGGAAGAUCGCCCUGCGCGAGAUCCGCAUGCUGAAGCAACUGAAACACCCCAACCUGGUCAACCUGCUGGAAGUGUUCAGGAGGAAGCGAAAGCUGCACCUGGUCUUUGAAUAUUGCGACCACACGGUUCUCCAUGAGCUGGACAAGCACCCCCAGGGGGUGCCGGAGCAUCUUGUGAAGAGCAUAACCUGGCAGACUCUCCAAGCUGUAAACUUCUGCCAUAAACACAAUUGCAUCCACCGGGAUGUAAAGCCAGAAAACAUCCUGAUAACAAAGCACUCAGUCAUCAAACUUUGUGACUUUGGAUUUGCUCGCAUACUGACUGGGCCGAGUGAUUAUUACACAGACUAUGUGGCUACCAGAUGGUACCGGUCUCCAGAGCUACUCGUGGGAGAUACCCAGUAUGGACCUCCCGUGGAUGUGUGGGCAAUAGGCUGUGUCUUUGCAGAGCUGUUAUCUGGGGCGCCCUUGUGGCCUGGCAAAUCUGACGUAGACCAGCUGUACCUCAUCCGGAGAACCCUGGGGGAUCUUAUUCCCAGGCACCAGCAAGUAUUCAGCACCAACCAGUUCUUCAGUGGGGUAAGAAUUCCAGACCCAGAGGACAUGGAGCCAUUAGAAAUGAAAUUCCCUAAUAUUUCAUACCCUGCUUUAGCUCUCAUGAAGGGUUGCCUUCAUAUGGACCCUGCAGAGAGGCAGACAUGUGAGCAGUUACUGCAGCAUCCCUACUUUGACAGCAUUAGGGAAGCAGGAGAUCUGGGGAAAGAACAUGAAAAAGCAGCUCGGAAACCAGCCAGGCUGACUCGGAAGCACAUGCCAGGGUUACAGUAUCUGCCUCAGUUAACCAGUAGUAAUGUUCUACCAGCUUUGGACAGCAAGAAGUACUUCUGCAAAACAAGGAAAUCAGACUACCAUUUCCCUAACAUCUAACUGGACAGCAGAAGAAUAAGAACUAUUUAUUGUUCAAAGUUCAGGUCAUUCAGAGUUUAUAAAAGGAUAUGUGGUCGAAAACUAAAUCAAUAUACAUUACGAUAUAUACAAAAGUGGUCUGUAAAGUAAUGUACUCUGGAAGGACAGUGAUGCACAGAAAGAACUCCAAGUUCAUGUUAGUCAGUGUUCUGUGUACAAAGGAAAAUAUAUUUGUUUUGCUUUAAUUCAUGAUUGUUUACUGGUUCAGAAUUACUGCAAACCAGUGUUUACAGUGUGAAUUUAAAAACUCCUCUCUAUUGCUUCUAUUUCAGACUUGGCAGCAGAACUGCUGCCAUGCCAAAUAAAUUAGUCUGAGAGUCCCACGGUGUCAGAACAGCAAUAUUAUUUUAGAUUGUAUUGUACAGUGCUAAGUAAAUGAUCCUACAAGGAACUAUAAACAUAUUCUCUAUGUGAGUAGAAGAUAGAUAUGUGUGUUUUUAGAGCCAAGCCGGAACACAGGCUACCUGACCCAGUUAUGAACCUGCUGAAAUAGCACUGCUUUAAAGAUAUGUCUAUGUUGCGUAUUAAAAGUACUGCAAUGACUUGGACUUGAUGGAAGUCUGAACAGGCGUCAUUACCACACGGGGAACAUAAAAUUAAUACAACCUAUUGUUUCUUUAGUCUUUUCAGAGUUUCUCCUGCUUGUUUCUUCCAUACAUUAUGAGGUUAUUUUUAUUUGCUGUUUUGGUCAACAGUGAAAUCACCUGCCUACAGUAUUACAGAAAUUGUUUUUAUCAAAAACAGUUCAUGAAAAGUAAAUUGUAACAUUAACCAGACACAGGCAGGGAUUCUUCCUAAGUAUAUGUGUUAGAAAGAAUCUUGGGGUUUUUGUAAUCUCAGGAUGUAAUAUUGUGUUGGUUUUGAAUAAAAAUAAGUGUAGCUUGUUUUUCCAAUUUA
Dromaius novaehollandiae (emu) is the source of this 2040-nucleotide messenger RNA. It is a transcript of the gene CDKL1, whose product is annotated as cyclin dependent kinase like 1. The transcript is spliced from 9 exons. The coding region runs from base 46 to 1104 and encodes 352 amino acids. Gene Ontology annotation, molecular function: protein serine/threonine kinase activity; ATP binding. Gene Ontology annotation, biological process: protein phosphorylation. Gene Ontology annotation, cellular component: nucleus. The record is from RefSeq and is a predicted model, not a curated record. NCBI's taxonomy places the organism in Eukaryota, Metazoa, Chordata, Aves, Casuariiformes, Dromaiidae.